CGUGCAGCAUUUUACGUGUGAUUUUUGUGUUAAAGUGAAUUAAUGUUGCUGUUCAUCACUAUAUUAAUAUAAAGGUUGUUAUAAAGACGACGCGUGCUGUGUUGUUUACGUCUCUCUGCAGAGCGGUAUGAUUUACAAAGGCGUGUGAAUCAAUUCGAAGGAAUCAUUUAAAACUGUUCAAAGGAUUGGGAUCGCAUCACUGGAUUCGUUCCGUGUUAACAAGUAAAGUAAUUCAAUUUAUAAUCGAUCAUCUCAACUCAUCACAUAUGCAGAUGGACACAGAGAGCGCGAGAAGCUUCUGGGAGGAAGUGGAUGUUGAUGAUGUCUUUGAUAAACUGCUGGAUUUACUGGAACACUUAAGACAAACAAUCACAACAAACACAGCAUCAGACAGAGAUUAUGUAAAGGCAAUGAAGAUUGUUCUAGAAUCUGAAGUGAAUGUUUUGAAGAAUGAUAACAUUGAAGAGGUUCUUAUUGAUGAAGAUAUACUGACGGUCACUGUCUCAGAGUCUCAAUGUUCUCCUGAUCGAUUGAGGAACGGUGUUAUGACUGAGGAGGAUCUUCUCUCACGGCACUCAAAUGAUGUGGACUCGAGCUCAGACAGUCAGAUGUCAUCGGCCAGUAGAAACAAAGCUCUGUGUUCACGUGACCUGACGGCACUGAUGUCUCCUCUGAGCUUCUCUUCUGAGGAUCCCGGUUCCCCCAUCCCACUAAACUACCAACCGCACGACUGCGGCCCUGCGUGUGUCCCGCCGCUGCCCGCUCACUCCUAUCACUUCCUGGGGCAGAACCCGCUCAGAGUGCCCAUGCUGUGCAAGUUUCAGCGGCACCGUGACCUGACUCACCCAUCAACAGAGCAGGAGGAUGAGUCCGACUCUCAGGAUUUAGACGUCUUUUAUAAAGCGCCGUGCGGUCGGAGUCUCUGCUCGAUGGAUGAGGUUCUUGAUUUCCUACUCCAGUCUGACACCUUUGGUCUUCUCCAGCUGGACAAUUUCACUUUCAAUCCACAGAUCGUUCCAGAACAUCAGACGCAGCGGCCUGACGCUCACUCGGUUCUGUUCGAACGAGACCUCAGCCACGGGAUCGAGCCGGUUCCCGUUUCUCUCUGUAACGAGGUCGACGAGCUUCGGCCCAAAGAGUUUCGUUAUCGUAAGGAGCGUUGGCCUCACGGCUGCUUCCUCGGCCGAGUGCCGUUUUUCUCGGCUUGCUGCGACUGCACAGACGGCUGCGCAGAUGUCCAGAACUGUGCUUGCCUUCAGCUUUCUGUCAAAGCAGAAUCCAGCGAUCAUAAACAUCAUUCAUAUGAACACAUGCGACUCCACACGCCUGUGAAAUCUGGGUUAUUCGAAUGCGGUCCAUGGUGCAGCUGUGAACGUGGUCGCUGUCAGAAUCGUGUGGUACAGAGAGGACUGCGUGUGCGUCUGCAGGUUUUUCGUACCCUUAAACGCGACUGGGCCGUUCGAUGCCAAGAUGACCUGGACAAGGGAACUUUUGUUUGUAUUUAUGCAGGUGUUGUCCUCAGACAAGAGCAGAACGUUGAACCGGUCGCUUUGAAGACCAAAGAGCCACCGAUGUCUGAUGAUGACGUGGAGGUGGUGGACGAAUGGACUCUUCCCAAAGAGAACCCAACAGAACCGUCCGAGCGCUCGCCUCCGCUGUAUGUUCCUGUUAUUCAGAGACCUGCGGAUCAGACCGGGCCGAGUCCAAGUCAACAGAGACGACACGCUCGCCACAAGGUGAUCUCCUCUCCAGACUGCAGUGAAACGGAGAAUGAAGACGUGUUGAGUAAGAAGCCCAGAUUAACCGAGUCAAAUGGACACAGUGAUGAAGAUGUGUAUUACCUCAAUGCAUCUACUGAGGGAAAUGUUGCCAGAUUUAUCAAUCACAGCUGUGAUCCUAACCUGUUUGUCCAGAAUGUCUUUGUUGAUACACACGAUCCAAAAUUCCCACUCAUUGCCUUCUUUACAAACAGGACGAUUAAAGCUGGAAGUGAAUUGACCUGGAAUUAUUCAUACACAAUAGGACGUCAUCCAGAUCACGAGGUGUCCUGCUACUGUGGUAACCGAACCUGUCAAAAGUUCAUCAUCUGAACAGAACAUUUUAAAGCUUGGAUCUGACAUGAUUUGUGAAUAAACACCAUUCAUUUCAUUUUAAAA
Paramisgurnus dabryanus is the source of this 2156-nucleotide messenger RNA. RefSeq names its product SET domain bifurcated histone lysine methyltransferase 2 (gene setdb2). Gene Ontology annotation, biological process: negative regulation of gene expression; heterochromatin organization. The record is from RefSeq and is a predicted model, not a curated record. NCBI's taxonomy places the organism in Eukaryota, Metazoa, Chordata, Actinopteri, Cypriniformes, Cobitidae. Gene Ontology annotation, molecular function: protein binding; DNA binding; histone H3K9 methyltransferase activity. Gene Ontology annotation, cellular component: nucleus.